CGAGAAAUCGUAUACUGUAUACAUUGUCCAUGCGAGCAAAUUUUAAUUAAUUAAGCAAUUAGUUAAGUUAUUUAUUUGUUUUUUAUCUAAUUAUGUAUUUAUACAUUUAUUUGUUUUAUAAUGUUACAUAAGCAACCCUAAAAUGGAACCCUGCCUUCACGGAACUGUGAAAUCGUUUAUUGUUUACAUACUCUGACGAAAACAAUUGUACUUGUAGUUGUGUAACUUUUCAAGACGAAACAUUCAUCCCAAGAGAAUAACCAAGACUCGUGAAAAAUGAGUCAAUUGAAGUGGCAUAUUUUGUUGCUCACGUUAUUAUGGAUGACUGACAUUUCGGAGAGUGAGCUUGGUAAGAGGUGCACAAGUUCCAGGUCUUGUUCGUACUCAUUCACCAUGAUGGAAGAACAAAUAUGCAAAGACAGAGUUUGUCGCUGUAACCCAGAAAUUGAAGUACGCUACAGUUCUGAUUUGACGCCAAGAUGUGACCAAACUUUUCACCAGUUGCUUCUCACACUCUCUGAAUGCGAGAAGAAGAACUGUUCUGAAAAUGAAGAAUGUGUUGAAAGAACUCCCGCCUUUGCUUUUGUGAAAAAAACGAAUUAUAUGUGCAUGUGUAAGGCUGGCUUUCUGCGCAUCAAUUCAACUUGUAGAGAAGCAUCUCACCAGAGGGUACUUGAGUCAUGCUACAUCCCAAAUAAUGGUACUGCUAUGUCAUGUGAUAUCAAUAAGAAUAGUAUCUGCAAAAGGGCAAAAUGUGUUUGUUUUGACGAUUUCUUUGCCAAUACCACCAGUGGGAAUUGUGAGCCAAAGGCAGAUUACAUUGCAGCUCACAAUUUGACAGAAUAUCGGGUCAGGCCGUACGAAUACUGCAUCAGCAAAUCAGACUGUAUUGAUGGAUUGGAAUGUCAUGAUUUCAAGUGUAACUGUCCCGAGCCUUGCUAUUACAAUAGUACUGCUGAAAUCUGCGACUGCGGUGCUGUUGAACUAUCGCCUCAAGAGCAAGAGGGGGUGGUAGGACCUGCCAUAGUUGGUAUUCUGCUCGCCUUGCUAAUUGCGGCAUUUUGGCACCGCAUGAUCAAGAAGACGAUCAAAAAGCACACUAAAAAGGAGAAUGCCUCACACAAUGAGGUAGAUGCCACGGAAGAAACUCGCGGCACCUAUGCUCUUCAGCCAGUGUCGCCGCGCAGUGAGAUCAGAGGCAGUACAUUUCCCCUGGAAGUUCCAACUCCGUCAGGUACCCCUGUAAAGCAGCCCUUACCAGAUGGGUCUGAUACCAGAUCAGGAGCAAAUCCUAUUGUUUCUCCUCCUCCUCCCCCUCAGGCUUCUCUCUAUGGCUUCAGUAGUCCUCAGGGUGCUUGUGCUUUCCCCCCCACUGGCCCUAUUGCCCCACCCCCUUAUUCACCACUGACCCCUACUAAUGAACCUCCCCCACCAUACUCUCUUAACGCACAAGAAGGAAGUCUUAUUGCUCCCAUACCUGACUCAUCCAUUCCAGCUGCUUUGCCUUAUCCAUACAGUGCAACUACCCCUACCCCAUCUACUGUCAGCCCUGCUAACCUCACAGGAUCCUAUGGUGCCACAGCUCCACAACUGAAUCCUUCACCAGCCUUGCCUUAUCCAGUCAGUUCAGGUAUUUCUGAUCCGGUGUCCAAUGCUCCAAGUGCUGCAAGUGCUCCAUAUUAUGAGUUGGACUCCAAUAAUGCAUCUUUGCCAAGGAAAGAGUAAAAGAGGUCUGUAUACAUUGGAGGAUCAGCUAGUUGAUGUGCAGUUGGAUACCUCAUAGUAGCAGAUCACUUCUGGCAUAUGUGACUUCAAAGCAUUGUUUGUCCCUUUGAACUGGUUACCUGUAAUAGAAGGUAUGAGUAAUGAACUUUGGCCAGCCUAAGGUUGUUGCAAUAUUGUCAACAUAUGCAGGAGGUAUCACUGUCAAUGCAUAAAUUUUACUGCUGCAUGUGAUGUUAGUUUGAUUUGCAGAAAUGAGUGCAUUUUAAGGUGUAAGGGUUUUGCAUAGUGCAUGCCAUGGGACAAUCAGACGUUAUCUGAUGCUUAAACUGUUGCAGUUUUGAGCUACAGCAACUGUAAUGUUUUACGUUGUGGUUUUAAGCUAAAGCAACACUCAGUGUAGUUACCUGUUGUCUUGAGGAUAGUUCACUGCCAACAAUGGGAGCAAAAAGAUAUUUCUUGAAUCUUUGCAUUAAAAUUUUUUGGCUCAGGAAGUGUAAAUUAAAUUUUCUCAAUUCUGAUACACUUAAGUAUUGUUUUAACCUUUGUGAACUGCUUGUUGCUGUAGAGAUUUU
Molecule: messenger RNA, 2297 nt
Organism: Macrobrachium nipponense
Lineage: Eukaryota; Metazoa; Arthropoda; Malacostraca; Decapoda; Palaemonidae
Product: tyrosine-protein phosphatase non-receptor type 23-like
Exons: 8
Coding region: 277-1725 (482 amino acids)
Source: RefSeq, a predicted model, not a curated record